Molecule: messenger RNA, 1710 nt
Organism: Ziziphus jujuba (common jujube)
Lineage: Eukaryota; Viridiplantae; Streptophyta; Magnoliopsida; Rosales; Rhamnaceae
Product: putative disease resistance protein RGA1
Exons: 4
Coding region: 1-1710 (569 amino acids)
Molecular function (GO): protein binding
Source: RefSeq, a predicted model, not a curated record
AUGGGCCGUGAAUAUUUUAUGGAAUUAUAUUGGAGAUCAUUUUUUCAAGAAGUGGAAGAAGAUGAGUUUGGUGAUAUAAAUUAUUGUACAAUGCAUGAUAUCAUGCAUGAUCUUGCACUACAAGUAGGUGGAGUAAAGUGUGCUAUGUUAACAUCACAUGUAAAAGAUAUUGACAGAAGAGCUCGUCAUUUGUCAUUCAAUUUCUCCUUAAAAUCAUCCCAACAGAUUCCAAUUUCUCUUUCUCAAACAGCAAAUAGUAUUCGAACAGUUCUUUUACCUAGCCAAAAAUGGGAAGGAAAUGUAUUGAGAGAAGGUUUGCAGAUAUGUGAUGUAAUUUUUUCAAAUUUCAAGUUCUUACGUGCUUUGGAUCUGCAUGACUUUGGAAUAACGACAUUGUCAAAUUCCAUUGGAAAAUUGAGGCAUCUGAGAUAUCUCGAUCUUUCUCAUACAAAAAUCAAGGCAUUACCUAAUUCCAUUAUGAAGUUACAGAACUUGCAGACUCUGAAGCUGUCCUGGUUGCGUGACUUCAAAGAACUUCCAAGAGAUACGAAAAAAUUAAUAAACCUCAGGCACCUUGAGUUUCGUGGGUUGAGGGAUUUGAAUCAUAUGCCAAGCGGACUGAGACAGUUGACUAAUCUUCAAACAUUAUCAUAUUUUGUAUUGAGUAAAGGGACAAAGUUGAGGCAUGGUUGUGGUGAUCAUGUUGCUGAGCUAAAGGAACUAAUGCCUUUAAAUAGCUUGAGAAAUCUCUGCAUUUUAAAUUUGAGACAUGCAAUAACAGAUGGUACGGCAGGAAAUUUGAAGGAUAAACAGUAUCUUCAAUCCUUAACGUUAUCUUGGUUUUCUUCAGAUGCUAGAAAAGAUCUUGAAACUGCCAUGGAAAGUACUAGCAGUGACGCAUAUGGAAUGACAUUGGAGAGCUUCCAGCCACUCCCAAAUCUAAAAAGCUUGAGUUUAGAAGGUUAUGGGGAUGACUCCUUCUCUCCAUCAAAUGCGGCAUCAUUGAUGCCAUCCUUGGAAACUCUCCAUCUUUUAGAUCUGUCUAAUCUUAAAGGAUGGUGGAGGGAUACUGUUCUGAGGCUUCGUAAUAUCGAAGAUGAUCUACAUUAUCUGCCCAACUGGUUUAAAAGCCUUACAUCUCUAAGGAGCCUGAUCUUUGAUGGGUGCUCAAAGUUAAAGCAUCUGUCCCCCAUCAUUCAACAUCUAAUCUCACUUCGAGAUUUGUAUAUUGCUGGAUGCAACGAGCUUGACAUGUCCAAUGCUGAAGUGAUUUCAUGGAAAGCCUGUAAAAGCCUUGUGUCUCUCUCAUUCAACGAUCUUCCACGACUGGAGACUCCUCCUGAAGGGCUUCAAUACUUUACCACCUUACGGGAUCUUGGAUUUUUGGAGUGUAAGAAUUUGAAGGCCAUACCAGAGUGGUUUAGCAACUUCACAUCACUUACAGAGUUUAGAUUAUACGUUUGCCCCAACUUGACAUCAUUGCCUGAAGGAAUAUGCAGCAUCACCUCUUUACAAAAAUUGAGGAUUAGUGGAUGUCCCAUCUUAUUGCAGAGAUGUGAGAGGGAAAAAGGAGAGGAUUGGCCUAAAAUUGCUCACAUCCCUCAUUUGUAUUUGGAGCCCCUUGAUAACUCGGAAUCCUCUUCUGUCUCGGGGUCGUCCAAGUGGAAAAUCUCUGAGAACUUUCGAGUACCCCAACUGUGCAACAAAUAA